This is a messenger RNA of Triticum aestivum (bread wheat), 1014 nucleotides long. RefSeq names its product aspartyl protease family protein At5g10770-like. Gene Ontology annotation, biological process: proteolysis. The coding region runs from base 1 to 1014 and encodes 337 amino acids. The record is from RefSeq and is a predicted model, not a curated record. Lineage: Eukaryota; Viridiplantae; Streptophyta; Magnoliopsida; Poales; Poaceae. Gene Ontology annotation, molecular function: aspartic-type endopeptidase activity. The transcript has 3 exons.
AUGGGAAUUUUUUCGAGGGCGUGGCGAGGGGAUCUCCUUUCUGGAACGAUCUCCAAGCGGUCCGGCCAGCUUUCGCUCAGGGAGCAAAGUUCUCCAUUGUGGCCCGGCUCGGUCGUGAGGUUCUCCACGAACCACCGCGGUGGCGGGCUGCAGCAGUCGGAGGAGCUCAAGGUGCCGACCGAGCUGGGCUCUUCCCUGGACAUGCUGGAGUACGUCAUAACCGUCGGCGUCGGCUCGCUGGCGGUGCAGCAGACCAUGACCAUGGACACCGGGAGCGACGUGUCGUGGGUGCACUGCAACUCCAACUCCACGGCCGGGUCGCCGCCCUUCGACCCCGCCAAGUCGGCCACGUACGCCGCGUUCCCGUGCGGCGCCCCGGCGUGCACACAGCUCGGUGCGGAGGCCAACGCCUGCUCCAACUCGCAGUGCCAGUACAUGGUCCGCUACGGCGACGGCUCCAACACCACCGGCACGUACGGCUACGACACGCUGGCGCUGGGCUCGGACACGGUCAAGGGCUUCCAGUUCGGCUGCAGCCGCGUCGAGGAGGGGUUCGGCGACAAGACCGACGGGCUCAUGGGCUCCAAGGGGUUCCUGACGCUCGGCGUGCAGACCAGCACGGCGGGCUUCGCGACCACGGGGAUGCUCCGAAGCGAGCAGGCCCCGACGUUCUACGGCGUGCUCCUCCAGGGCAUCAAGGUCGGCGGUGAGCAGCUCAGCGUGGCGCCCUCCGUCUUCUCUGCCGGGUCCGUGAUGGACUCCGGGACCAUCAUCACGCGGCUGCCGCCCACGGCGUACACAUCGCUCAAGACGGCGUUCAAGGACGGCAUGAAGCAGUACCCGACGGCGCCGUCCAGGAGCAUCCUGGACACGUGCUUCGACUUCAGCGGCCAGGACAACGUCAGCAUACCGACCGUCGCUCUGAUGUUCGACGGCGGCGCGGUCGUCGACCUCGACGCGAACGGGAUCAUAUUCGGCAGCUGCCUCGCGUUCACGACCGAGCCGGGCCACUAA